Gossypium raimondii (Peruvian cotton) is the source of this 2131-nucleotide messenger RNA. RefSeq lists its product as uncharacterized. The record is from RefSeq and is a predicted model, not a curated record. The transcript is spliced from 4 exons. Lineage: Eukaryota; Viridiplantae; Streptophyta; Magnoliopsida; Malvales; Malvaceae. Bases 375 to 1859 code for a protein of 494 amino acids. Gene Ontology annotation, molecular function: nucleic acid binding; zinc ion binding.
UCUUUCUUCACUUUCGAAACUAGAGAAAGAAUAAAAGAUAAAAGCUUGGCUAGGGUUCGGCCAUUGUUGAACUAGAUUGAGAUCAAGAAACCAAGAAAUUGGAUUUAGAUCGGGGGAAAUCAAAGGUAGUUGAGUAGCCGAUCUAUUUGUCGACGACAUCCGAGAUUUUGGAGAUCCCUACAUGUUCGGGUAUCGUCAGCUAAGCUCAUCACACUAUCGGUGUCUCCUUUUGGUAUUUUGUAAUGGACCCCGAUCGAACUGUAGCGGAUGAUGUCGAGAGUGUAGCCCCUGCUUCCGUGCAAGGGAUGGAUCCGGUUGAUUCUUGACCGAAUACAAGUAACCAUGGUGAUGGGACUAAAUAAGCCUUUUAUACUAUGAUGAAUGAAUGGUUUACUCAAUAUAUCUGGACAAAUCCAGCUGUUCAACAACCUCUGACCCCGAUUAACCCAUUUCCAAUGCCUGUGGUACCUCCGACUAUCGAUCUUAUGAGAUUGAAUAAACCCCCAGUUGAUAAACUAAGAAAAUAUGGACCUGAAGAAUUUAGGGCCACUGCUAGUGAUGAUGCGGAAUGGACUGAAUUUUGGCUCGAUAAUACCAUUUGUGUCUUCGAUGAAUUAUCCUGUACGCCUGAUGAGUGCCUGAAAUGUGCUAUAUCUUUGUUACGAGAUUCAGCUUACUAUUGGUGGAACACUCUAGUUUCGGUUGUUCCGAAAGAACGUGUCAUUUGGGAUUUCUUUCAAACAGAAUUUUAUAAAAAGUAUAUCAGUCAGCGAUUCAUUGAUCAGAAAUGCAAAGAAUUUUUCGAGCUAAAACAGGGUCGUAUGACCAUAUCUGAUUAUGAGCGCGAGUUUGUGAGACUCAGCCGAUAUGCCCGAGAGUGUGUUGCGACCGAGACUGCUAUGUGUAAAAGAUUCGAGAAAGGGCUGAACGAAGACAUAAAAUUGCUUGUCGGCAUACUCGAAAUAAAAGAGUUCGUUGUUAUUGUCGAGCGAGCUUGCAAGGCUGAAGAACUCAGUAAAGAGAAAAGAAAAGCUGGGUUUGAAGCUAGUGACUUCCGCAAGAGAUCAGCUAGUAAAACUUUUCAGACGGCAACGAAGAAGUUCAAAGAUGUUAGUAGCCGAUCUAAGGCUACUGCCGGGCUUUCUAUACAAGAACGACCACCAAUGAGUUCAAGAGCCACCUCAGUUGCUAGUGUUGGUAAGACCCGACCGAAUAAACCUGAGUGCCAACAGUGUGGGAGGAAACAUGUUGGUGAGUGCUGGGGCAAGUACAACAAUCGAGUUUGCUAUAAAUGUGGCUCGAAAGAUCAUUUUAUUCGGGAGUGCCCAGAGUUUGUAGAUCGAAAUUUGGCUCAGAAUACGAAAUCUGGAAACACAGCCACUCGAGGUAGACCACCUAGGAAUACGGGUAAUAUGAGUGGAAGUCAGAGAGGUAUUAAAGAUGCAUCUGUUAGAUCUGAGGCUUACGCACCUGCCAGAGCUUAUGCCAUUCGAGCACGUGAGGAGACGUCAUCCCCAGACGUCAUUACUGGUAUUUUUACUCUUUAUGAUACUAGUGUUAUUGCAUUGAUUGAUCCUGGUUUGACUCAUUCUUAUGUGUGUGAGACUUUAGUAUCCAGUAAAACAUUUCCUGUUGAGUCUACUAAGCUUGUAAUUAAAGUAUCGAACCCCCUGGGUCGGUGUGUUUUAGUUGACAAAGUGUGUAAGAAUUGUCCGUUGAUGAUUCGAGAUUUAUGUUUUCCGGCUGAUUUGAUGUUAUUGCCAUUCGAUGAGUUUGAUAUAAUUCUGGGUAUGGAUUGGUUAACCCUACAUGAUGCUAUUGUAAACUGCAAACGGAAAACUAUUGAUCUACGGUGUUAGAACGAUGAGAUUGUUCGAAUUUAAUCAAAUGAUCUAAAUGGUUUACCAGCAGUAAUAUCCUCAAUGUUGGCUCAGAAGUAUGUGAGAAAAGGUUGUGAAGCUUACCUUGCAUUUGUUCUUGAUAGUAAAGUCACCGAAAAGAAGAUUGAAUCCGUGCCAGUUGUGUAUGAGUAUUCAGAUAUGUUUCCCGAAGAAUUGUCGGGUUUGCCACCUAUUCGAAAGGUAGAGUUUGGUAUUGAGUUAGACCAGGGACAACUCCGAUUUCGAUAGCU